Messenger RNA from Oryzias melastigma (Indian medaka), 1336 nucleotides. RefSeq names its product GTP cyclohydrolase 2 (gene gch2). The record is from RefSeq and is a predicted model, not a curated record. Gene Ontology annotation, biological process: tetrahydrobiopterin biosynthetic process; tetrahydrofolate biosynthetic process. The coding region runs from base 81 to 791 and encodes 236 amino acids. Gene Ontology annotation, cellular component: cytoplasm. Gene Ontology annotation, molecular function: zinc ion binding; GTP binding; GTP cyclohydrolase I activity. The transcript is spliced from 6 exons. Lineage: Eukaryota; Metazoa; Chordata; Actinopteri; Beloniformes; Adrianichthyidae.
CCGUGGCGCAUUCACUCAAGCAGCCGCACCGAGCCAGCGCAGCCGCAGCACCACCUGUGUGUCCUCCACCUCCCGGCGACAUGAACUCCCACUGCAACGGAAAAGUCAGCGACUCCGUGGAGGACUUCCACCUCAACAAGGGCUUCAGCGACCUCAUCAUCGACACCAAGAAGUCCGCCGUCGUGGCGCACCGCAAGCACGAGACGUCACGCAAGGAGUCCGAGGAUGAGUCCCGCUUGCCUCUGCUGGAGGCCGCCUACACCAGCAUCCUCCGGCACCUCGGGGAGGACACGGACCGGGAGGGGCUGCUGCGCACGCCGCUGCGCGCCGCCAAAGCCAUCCAGUUCUUCACCAAAGGCUACCAUGAGACCAUCGACGACAUCCUAAACAACGCCAUAUUUGAUGAAGAUCAUGAGGAGAUGGUGAUAGUGAAGGACAUCGACGUGUUUUCUCUGUGUGAACAUCACCUGGUGCCUUUUUUUGGAAAGGUUCAUAUUGGAUAUAUCCCCAACAAAAAAGUGGUGGGACUGAGCAAACUAGCAAGGAUUGCAGAGAUCUUCAGUCGGAGGCUUCAAGUUCAAGAGCGUCUGACCAAGCAGAUUGCCAUGGCGAUAUGCGAGGCUCUGCAGCCGAAGGGCGUAGCUGUGGUAAUAGAAGCGGCGCACAUGUGCAUGGUGAUGCGCGGCGUCCAGAAGAUGAACAGCCGCACGGUGACCAGCACCAUGCUGGGAAUCUACCUGGAGGACCCCAAAACCCGGGAGGAGUUCCUGACUCUCACAAUGCGCACCUAACAAGCCUCAAGCACUAUUCCUGCCUGCAGAAUUCUUCAGAAAGAUAUUAAGUGUGACUAAAAAAAAAAACACUGUUAGGAAAUUUGAAGCAAGACUUCCAACUCCGAAGAUCCCAAAGAGCGUGAGCGAUGUCAGUCCUGCAGCAGCGGAGAUCUCAGUGAACACAAAGAUUAAUGGUGCCUUUUUUGUAGAUAUAUUAGUCUCACAUAACAUUAUUAUUAUUAUUAUAAAAUAUAUAAAAAGCUGAGUGCAAUAUUAUAAUGUGAAAAUUCUUUCAGGUGGAAAUUUCAUUGGUGCUUCUCCAAACUGUUCCACUCUUUGUUAUGGUGUUGAGAAUCCACUGAUUUCAAGGUUUCACCGACUUCUGUGUCAUUUAUAUACAUUUUUAAAGAAAAAUCUUUGUAUUAUAUGACAUUUUAUGGUACAACUGAAUUUAUAUAUCUGUAGUCCAACAAAUAAAGCUAAUGAAUGUAGAUUUCAGAUCGAUGAUGGUGAUAUUCCUGAAGAGUCCUAAAUAAAAACGACAGAAAGGGCAAAAAAAAAAA